AUGAUAGCUAAGGUCUUCUUCCUCUGUGGCACCCUAGUGCUGGCGGAGUCAGACCUGCAUUCAAGAUACCCUGGGCAUCCAGAUCACAAGCAGUGGCCCCAGGACCACAAGAUGCUAACAGACCCACAGCCAUCUUCUUGGCCAGAGGAAUAUUGGGGGAAGGAACACAUCAGAGAAGAAGUCCUCCACCCGGCUGCCACCAUUGUGACUGAUGAUGUGAAGGAUUAUGAUGAUACCAGAGAACAUCAACCUCAUCAUGAGUAAGUAUCGGCCAAAAAGACUUUCUGUGACAUCUAUGUUGCACCCCAUUCAUGAGUAGACACAUAGAAGGUUGCCCUGAAUAUGUCAGCUUCACUCAGAAUAAGUCACAUUCACCAGGGUAAGUGUGUAUAGGAUUGUAUUCAUAAGGAAAUAAUUCUGGAAUUAGAAGGAUAGUUGGAGAUUUUAGAUAUGCAUUCUAGGAAGGGGUGCAGUUUAUUCUAGAACGUCACUGGACCACACAGCCAUAGAUACGGAAGCAUCCCAUAUUUUUAAUUAUUCUUUUCAUCUUGUAAGCCUAUUAGCAACCAAAAGCAAACAAAUGGGUAUUAAUGGUAGCAAGGGAACGAGAUGGUUUGUUUCUGUUCAGUGCUUAGACCUAACUUGUGCAAGCACAUUAAGUUUUACAGCCAUUCACCUACAGUUUAAACACACACACACAUACACACACACACACAAAACUGAUGAAGAGCUAGCCUUGGCUAUUAUUUGUAAUAUUUAGUGAAACUGGAAAUGUAUUUGUUAUAGUGAUUUAUAUUUCACCUUUUACUCGAGGUGGCUCACCAUUUGAAAACAGAAGCAAUCAAAUUCGGAAUAAAGCAAACAAGAAAUUAUUAAACAGUGUCAGUGUAAAACAGGGCAGAAGAGUUAAAUGUGCUGUAGAACUUGGAGCGUUGUUCAGCUAGAAUCAAUUACUGAUAUGUCUUUCAUGUUGACUUAUUCAUCAAAAUCAAUGGGAUGUGCCGUGUAAUCCUAUACAUGUCUGCUCAGAAGUAAGCCCCUUGGAGUUCAAUGGGAUUUACUUCCAGACGGGGUUGGCCCACCCAUAAAGUGGAAUCCCAUGGGGCUGCACCCCUAUAGGUGCUCUGCUACUGCCACAGAAGGAGAAGCAGCUGCGGCAGUUCCUGGCAAGGUCUCGUGAAAUCUCAGGGCUCCCCAGUACAUUUCAAAGAUGUCCAGGGCAUGUAAAGAGGUCCUUGGCUGAUGAGAUAUAAAAACCAAUGUAGAAAGCUUAAUGAAUUUUUCAUUGCAAUACCUCUUAGUGCAGAGCUGUGCCUGCAGCAGAAGCAGCCGCAGCAACAACAACCAACUCUUUAUAUUUACAACUCUGUGCUGCUAAUGUUUGGUUCCUUUGCUUUGAAAGUCUCAGUUACUAUAGGUAAGCACCCACCUUAGCUGAGAAAUGUGGAAAGGGAAAUGUGGAAAGGAAAUGUGUUUGUGUCUCUUACCAUCUUAGCUUACUGGCUCUCCAAAAAACAUGGUCUCCAUAUUGUGUUUGCUGUGCUCCAUUGUGCUCUCUACCUUCUGAGGUAUGUUCAACAUGGUUCCCCUUCUGUGUUUGCCGAGGGUUUAAGGGUUCUCAGAACAUGGGCUCAUGGGAGAGGGUGGAUAGAACAUGGGACUCUUAAUCUCAGGGUUGUGGGUUCCAGUCCCAUGUUGGGUGAAAGAUGCAGGAGGUGGGACUAGAGAUGACUCUUGUGGUCCCGUCUGUUGAGAUGUACGGCAGCCCCAUAUGAAGCACUCGAGAGUCAAGCUGCAUUUUAAGCAGGGCUUUAUUCCAGUUGCAGUCUUGCAUCAUCAUAAAGCAGUCUUCUUACAUCCAGGAAUCAGCAUACACAGGUGGUAUUACAUACAGAGGAGAAGUCAACCAUACCUUUUUAUACUAGCUAGCUAUAAACCAGUUAGGCAACACCCCGUGUCUCCUAAGGCUGACCCAUCACACGAUACUGAGUCAGCAUUUCCACUUAGCACAGAGUGUAACUCCUUGAUAUUCACAACACUCCAACUACGGUUCUACGAAGAGGCACAAUGCAGCCACUGGUGUGCAGAGAAUAAGUGUGCCAAGUUCUGAAGGAGAAAUUUAGCGCGUGUGCACACAAUCCACACAUAGACUGUGUCCCCACAUCAUAUUAAGCCAUAAACUAUCGCUUAGUGUGCACCUACUUCAUUCCUCCCUGCUCAUUCUGAAAGGAAACAAACCAAGAUUUCUGGCUUGGCAGAGAUUGUGGUUUGCUUUGGGUCAUCUCAUGCCAUUGAUGAAAUGCUGGGGUGUUGGGAGUAAAAGCAACAAAGUUUGUAGUUGUUUACCUGAACUGGGCUGGGUCUAUAGACGGGCAACCUGUUUUUCCUCCUGUUGGUUCCUUCUUUGGUAGCUACUUGUUGGCAUGUGCAUUACUUCUUUUCAGGCUUAUACUUCCUUCUCCUUCUCCAGUCAGACUUUCUUAGCUUUUCCUAGUGUUCCCUUAACCUCAUGACUCCAUAGUGGGCACACAUGAGCCCAGGAUGACAUUGUUUGCAGAAGUUAAUAAAAGUUAACUUCCUUUUAUUCAUUCAGGCAGCAGUCUUACCAGACUACUUUCUGCACACAGCUGCAGUAUAUUUACCAAACUCCAACGAAUGAUACAUACAAUGUUUUUUCAAGUUGGUUGGCCAGGGGUGCCUCAGGACUUAAAAGAAAUCUGAUUGGAAAUCCAUAACAAUAUAAAGCUACCUAUUGGUCCAUCCCACUGAGCACGGUCUACUCCAAAUGGCAGAGUAGAUCUAAGCCUCCAAGGCACCAGGUAGAUAUUUCUGGUCCUACUACCUGAGAUCUUUUUACCAGAGAAGCUGAGGGAUGAAAUGCAGAAGUCUGUGUGCAAAGCAUGUACUCUAUUGCUGACCAAAGCCCCUUCCUCAAGAACUGCAGCAUCAAUCUGACCUCUGAUGAUGUGAUGUAUGUUACAUGCUGUGGUUGUGUUGGUGCUGCAAACCAGAAUUAUUUUGAUGACAUUUUGCUUGUUCAUGCAUGUGAUGAGUUGUGAAUCAUAUUGGCUGCUGAUCUUUGUUUAUCUUCACGGCAUGAUGAACAGGGCAGUUAGCUGCGUUGACAUCUAAGUUACCCUGACGGAGCAUUUGAGACACUCCCUUCUUAAUGCGCCUGGAGUGGCUGACACCUGAGGACUGCAGGGCAGAUUCCUUGUGGGGAGAUCAGAAUCGGUUAACCUCAACUGUAAGGACUCAGCUUCUUCCUUCAACCCAUCCGCAACUACAACAGAGAAGCCACUCUUUAAAGAGAUGCCAGCACCCAGUGUCAUGAAACUAGCGCAGACUCAACCCUGAGGGUGUAAUUGUUUGUUGAGGCCAAAUACUUGGUGACGUGUGACACAUGGUUUGAGCUGUUUCUAAUUGUUUUAUGACAAGUUUCUUUGCACAUGCCGGUGCACACACACUCCCUAAUCAGAAAUGCCCAGGGCAUUCUUGGGUUGAAGACUGAAAUCGAGAAGGCAGCCAAAGGGGGAAAUGUCAUAGUAAUGAGUGAUUUAUGUAACCCUCACAGAAACUGGCUACAUGCCUGUUCUGGUUACCUCUAGUAACAUUUAUAUACACUCCUAAAUACUGUGCCCUGGAACAAUUGGUCAUGGAACCAAUCAGAAGAGAGGCAGCCCUGGGCUAGAUAACCCUCAUUGUCCCUUCCAGCUCUACAGUUCUAUGAGUCUAACACUGGACUUAAUCUUACCUGGUGGGAAAUGUAAGUAUUGUUGAACUGGUUGGAAACAGUGAAAAGAGACAAAAUUUCUAGACCUUACUCACAAACUAAAAAUGAACAAAUCACUGGGUCCAGGUGGUGUCUACCCAAGAGUUCUUUAAAAACUCAAAAGCGAAAUUCUCGACCUUCCAAGCAAACCACACGACUUCUCCCUAAAAUUGGCUUCUGCAUCUGAUGACCAGAAAGUGGACAUCAGUUUUUGAAAAGGGAUUUGAGAGGGGAUCUGGAAAACUACAGACUGGAUAGCUUAACGUCUGGUCUGGGAAAACUGGCUGUAAACACUGGACUCCAACUCCCAUGAGCCCCAGCCACCAUGGACCAAGGUCAAGGAUGAUGGGAGCUGUCCCGAACCUCUGGCCUGACCUGACGGCAAGUCAGUAUGUCAAGUCCCCAGACCAGGGUCAGUCCACAUGUCCAAGGAAGCACAGUCCCACAGAGAUCCUGGAGCAGUUGAACAGACACAGCACCUCAGCUCUGUUGCCCUUUUAUACUUUGAAUGCUGAUUGCAGCAUCUGGGAUUGACAAGGCAUGUGGUCCUCACCUGCUCCAAGCCUACUCCAGAUGAGGAAUCAUAGUCCAGAGCUAGCACGCCCUACCUGGCCAGCUUAGAGCUGGGCUGUGGGCCCCGGCCUGCCUCGGCCUCCUAGAGUGCUGCUGCUCCCAAUGCCUCAGAGUCUGCCGUGUUAAUGGAGAUGGGCCCCUCUGGCUCUGGUGAUGGGUCCUGCUGCUCUGGUUCCUGUGCACUGACCCCCAUCCCCUCGUCAUCAUCUGUCACCCUGUGAGUACUUCCUACACGAACCUCUCCUUCCCCAUCGUCAGCUUGCCCUGGUGUGUCCCAGUCCUGACUACACAACUUGCUGGCAUCCUCUUCCUCCUCUCUGUUGUGCUGCCAGUUCAUGGCGGGAACUAUCAUCUAGCAAUAUCUGGAGGGCAACAGUUUCCAGUUCAGUAGGAAAGAGUUGGCUCUUGUGCCACUCUAAAAACUGAGACCACCAGACAGUGGUGUCUUUGAGGGCAAUAGAGAAUAGCCAUCCUUCACUUCUAUGGAGAGAAAUUAAGCGCUGCUCUUGGAAUUAGCACUGAAUUGUGGGGGGAAACAAGCCCUGUGUUCUGUAAUGAACUUGCUUCUGUGAUUACCAUCUUUUCUGUUCUGGGAUUGAUUUUGUAUUUCCCUGCCCCUCCUCGCUGUUCCAAUUUAGUUCUACUAAUUGGAUUUCAUUGAUUAUGUAUGUAAACUGCUUUGAUAAUUUGUCACAGAAGUGGGAGGCGGCAUAUAAAUUCUCUAAAUAAAUAAAAAUAAAAGGUACGCACGCAUUCCCUCACGUACACAUCCGGCGGUUGUGAUGGUCUCCGUGUGGCUUUUGCACAUUUUCUAAGUUGAAAGGGCUUUCCAUGUUGGAAAUGCACCGUGUCUGAAAAGGCCUCAAGUGUAGGCGUGAGAGGAAACCAUUUCAGUUGCCAGAUGGAGACAUCCGUCGGCUAUAUAUAAAUCUAUCCCGGCCUUUGGAUGUUUUCCCACACAAGGUCAUAUACAAUGUUAUACUGUCGGCUCAUGUCUCACAACAGGUGGUUGGUUCAAUGUAUGUCUGGAGGAGGAGAAUCUGCUAUUUCAAUACAUUUUCCGGUAUUUUGCGAUUACAAAGAAGAUAUGGAAAGGAAGUUUGGUGAUGUGACCGGAUACAAGUUCUAAGAUCAGGAAAUUUUGGAACUCCCUCCCCCUUCCUCUAAAUCAGAAAUGGCUGUGCAGGCCCCAGAUGAGUGUCUAGACACAGAGGUGGGCUGGGUGGGAACUAAUAAACUGAGCCUGGAUCCUGGUGAGGUGGCAUCUCCGUGGGUGAGAGGGUUGCAGGUCUGGGAGGUCAUGAAAUUGCUGCUCUUGAAUGGAGCCACACUCUUCCUGAAGGAACUGGUGUGGAGUCUGGGGGUGUUCUUAGAUCCUGCACUAUCACAGUGUGGCCAAUGGUCAGGAAUGAUGGGAGCUGCAGUUCAGCCGCAUCUGACAGCCCACCAGUUCCCCAUCUCUGGAGGUUGGCUCUUGCUCAAAAGAGCAAAAUGCUGGAAUUCUGUCUUGUGAUGGUGCAUUCUGAUGAAUUCUGGUGUCAUUCAUUAUUUGUAUCUUGGGUCUUAUCCAGAUGAUACAUUUUUCAGUUGCGGAAGCUGCAUACUUCCUGAAAGACAAUGCAUUUUGUCACUGGACCGUUGUGGUUUCCGGGAUGAGCAAUCCUGACAUACUUUCACUCUGUUACCUUAUUUGGCCCGACUCUUGUCAUCAGUAGAAACAGGGACAAGCAGGCAGAGGCUGGAAUUGGGCAGUGAAAAUCGGUGUAUUAACCUGAGAAUCAAAUCUAGAAGAAAUUUUGCCUGUUCCUUAGAGCCACUGUGCUGGGGCUGUGCUGGGGGUGAUAGCAUUCUGAGAAAUGGUGUGGUGUCAAGAGAAAACCAUCUCGAAGCUUUUGUUUACAGUCUACCCAGGUGCUUCAACAAUGGGGAAUAAUGGGUUGUAAUUGUGAAUAUGUGUGCUCGAAGGCUUUGGAUAGCUGAUGAUUACUUGUUGGCAUCCAUCUGUCUCAGGAGACAAUGGAGCACGCCUCUGGGGGUGAAGUCAAGCAGCACCGAAGUGACCUCUCCAGGGUGCAAACUUGGGCAGUGUGGAUGGAGGUCCUGGGCUGCCCAGAUGACAAGACCACUCUUGGCCUCUGUGGGGUGGUCCAACGAAAAGCAGAGCAAUACUUUUGGCACCAGCUUGGCUGCAGGAGUUGCUGGAAAGAGAUGUACCAGGCACCAUCCAACCGUUUUAGGGACUCCACUCUGGGUUUGUGCAGGGUUUACUCUUCAGCCAUUUCUUCUCCCAAAGAUGUCCUCCAAGCCAGAGGAGGUUUAGGAUCAGAGUUUUCCUUCUCCUAGACAGGCUACCUUCCCAAGUUGAUGAGCCCUGAUGAUUAUGAGAUACCGGCAUAUCUCACCUGCUUGGGGGAGGGGAGAUAAACAGUUGGGGAGUUGGCGCUGAGUCUGAAUUUUUAUAGCUGAUGACAUACUUGAUGCCACUUUAUAAACUAGCAAUGGCAGGUUGGUAGCCUGUCCCCUACUGCAGCUGCGACAGGCCAGGGAGAACAUGAACAAAUGUGUUUUCAUUUUCUCUCUUCUCUCCCCCAGUUCAGACAAAUUCCUUGGGAGGCGGGUGGAAUAUUACAAUGCUAUAGGGGUUUUGAGGAAUGCAGGUGGUGCUGCGGUCUAAACCACGGAGCCUACGGCUUGCCGAUUAGAAGGUUGGUGGUUCGAAUCCCCGCAACAGGGUGAGCUCCCAUUGUUUGGUCCCAGCUCCUGCCUGCCUAGCAGUUCGAAAGCACACCAAAAAGUGCAAGUAGAUAAAUAGUUACCACUCUGGUGGAAAGGUAAACGGCGUUUCCGUGCGCUGCUCUGCUUCGCCAGAAGCGGCUUAGUCAUGCUGGCCACAUGACCCAGAAGCUGUCUGCGGACAAACGCCGGCUCCCUCGGCCUAUAGAGCGAGAUGAGUGCCACAAACCCAGAGUUGUCUGUGACUGGACUUACCGUAACUGUCAGGGCUCCUUUACCUUUUCAUAGGGGUUUUGACCGUGGGCUUUUCAGUUUUGUGUUUGUUGGCCUACACAUCCUUGGGCUCGAUUUGAAUAUUGAAAAUUGCAUAACUGCAGAGCUAGGCUAGGAAUGGCUACAGGUCUCCAAUAAAGUCACCGCAUAGGAAAUGGACCUUGGUGUGACCAUGGCCUGGUGCUUGUCACUGAGGAGGGAAGUCAGAAGCCAUGAAGCAAGAUUUAUUUCAGGUGCGGUGUUGUUAUCACACACUUGCACACAGGCUUCCCUGCUUUCGAUAGGCUGGCCAGAUCUUUAAUAUAAGCAGCUUCUCAUUUCCGACUGUCGCAUUUGGGUGAUAAAUGGGGGCUGCAGGAACUCUCCUAAGCGCUGGAAGCAGAUAAAAGCAGUGCGAAAAUCCCCACUGCUCUCCUUCUAGGGAAGCCAGAACAAUGCUCAGGCUUAAUUGCUUGUUUGCUUUGCUUGGUUGUACCGGAAAACAUUGGUAGUUCUAAUCAGGCCCCUUUUUCAAACCGUCAAGUUUGCACCAAAAGUGCUAAAAAACCCCCAAACCAAACAAACCCCACCCCUGUCUCAGGUAGAAGGGGGGAAAAAAUCACAGACACUGUGAUCUAUGUAAUCUAUCUGUCUGUCGUUUGUUUUGGUUUGUUUGUCUGUUUUUUUAAAAAAAUAUAUUGCAACACUUAGAGGAAGAAAACCCAUCUGGCAUUGAGUCCCUUGAACUUCAGCAGGGAAUGACGACAAGUCAGAAUAAGGCCCAAUGCUGUGAUGGGGUGAGGGGGGCAGGAUUCAGGCAAGGUUUUUUUCAUCUGGAACUCACCAGAACUCAGUUCCUGCACCUCACAGGUGGGCUUCGCCAUUACAGUGGUACCUCGGGUUAAGUACUUAAUUUGUUCCGGAAGUCCGUACUUAACCUGAAACUGUUCUUAACCUGAAGCACCGCUUUAGCUAAUGGGGUUUCCUGCUGCCGCAGCGCCGCCACUGCAUGAUUUCUGUUCUCAUCCUGAAGCAAAGUUCUUAACCUGAAGCACUAUUUAUGGGUUAGCGGAGUCUGUAACCUGAAGUGUCUGUAACCUGAAGUGUAUGUAACCCAAGGUACCACUGUAUAAGAGAACAAGGGCGGUGUUCAUGGUGAGUUCUGGCACCUCUUUCUAGAAAAAUAUCAAUGGGUUCAGGGAAUGGUGGGUCACUUGAAAUAGCUCUGUGGGCCUGAUCCAGUUUAUAGGCCGUGGGGUUCCUUGCUCCUGGAGUAGGCUGAAAUCAUCUCCACCUGGAGACAGACAAGGGAGAACUUGACAAGAAAAGCCAAACUGCUGCCAUUCCAUGGGGUAUCGGCAGGUAUAACAUUGCAUGAAACAGGGGCGGCCACACUAAAAGCCCAGCUCUGAGUUGCUGUGGAAAUUUAGGGAACAUUGAGGAGAAAUUCUCCUGCAGAACAUAUGUAAGGGAUAAGGUGGCCUAUCAAGCAACUUGGUCCUUAUAUGUAUGUUCUGAAACCUUGAACUUGGCUUGGUAGCAGAUUGUCUGCAGGAUCUGCCCAAGUGUUAUAUGCUGGUAGCAGUUUGUCUCCAGAAGUAGCCCCUGUGUUUUGGACGAAAACAUAUUCAAACAACAACUGAAGACCUCCAUCUUCUUCUUCUUCUUCUUCUUCUUCUUCUUCUUCUUCUUCUUCUUCUUCUUCUUCUUCUUCACAACUGCCUUCCAAAGCUAAGAUUAUUUGGCCCUUUGAGAUUUAUGUUGAUUUGGCAAAGGGGCAUCAUUGAUUGGUGUGAUUCCUGAAGGGAUGGUUUCAGCCAAGUCAGAGAAGGAACAAGCUCUGAUGACAGUGGUUUAGAAGGAAACACGGAGUUGUUCAAUUAUUCUAGACAAUGGCUUUGGACUUGCCUGCACAGGGUAGCUAAUGUAAGGGAAAUCUGAAAUCUAAGCUGCAGUUACUACAGCGGACGAUCCCUUUGCGUAAAGACAAAACCAAAAUGCAAACCACUUUCUGAAUUGGCUGUAUCUCUUCUGUUGCGGUGGCGAUAAUGUGAAUUAAGUAGGAACAAAAGAUGCUUUCAGAAGAGAGAAAACAUUUUAUCAUUGCAUUAAUCUAGUGCAGGGAAAGUCUUGGACACAUCUUAAGAGGAUCAAAAAUCCAUUUUCAGCCUGCCAUCUUGUGACCUCGGCUUCCUGUAAUGCUUCUGAAUUGGCGCCUUUGGGCUUUUGUCUAAUGAGAACGUUUCCCAUUAGGAGACGGUGUCAUAAAAUGGGUGAUCUCAUCCAACUACACUUUCGUAGUAGAGAAACCCCAUGAAACCAUCACCCCUAGGGCCAGCCAAACAAAUGCUGCUGCCUGAGGCAAAGGACAAAACAGAGUCCACCGCCAGUCCUGUAUCUCACAUGCAUUUAAAGCCAUAGAAAACCUCAAACUCAAGAACUCGAAAGAGCAUCCUCUUCCCGAUCUACCUCCCCAUCUCCCUAGAUCCACAAAAGAAGACCUCAUAAUGGUCCAUGUGUUGGAUGAGAUAUGAGGUGUGGGUCCCUGGGAAAGGGUCUUUUCUGUCGUGGCUCCAUGUCUAUGAAACUCUCCGGGCCCAAUUCAUUCUUUUAGACAAAAGGAAAAUAUGUACCUCUUCCACCAAGUCUUUGGAAGCGGAGCAAGGAGGGUGUGUGUGUGUGUGUGUAUUAUUGGGUUUUCCAUGUAUACAUCCUCUAACAAUAUUUCUCUAACAAUUUUCCAUAUUCCCCCCCCUCCUCUGGACUUCCCUCAUAUUCCCAUUUUGUUUUAUUUCCAUAUUACCCACCCUGCGUGUUGUUUCCCAAAAUUUUCCCAAUACAUAUAAUCUUACUUUUUGUUAUAUACAAUUGUGUUUGUUUAUUCAUACCUGGAGGGUUUGGAUCAAUGUUAUGAGUUUCCCCUUGAUGUACUGUUGUUUCAUAAGGUCUUAAAAUCAAUUUGGUAUAGUUUUCCUUAAGUUUGUACUUCUUUUGCUUCUGUAUACUGCCCUAUGCCUGUAGGACUCAUAUAAAUCUGAAUAAAUGGAGGUUUGCCUGACGCCUUCAUUAUACACUUUCAGAUGCCAGGCUGAAAUAUUUCUCUUCAAUCAGGCUUUGGGCUGACAAACAUCCUAUGUCCUUUUAUGUUUGGGGGGGGGCAUUGUUUUGCUUUGCUAUUAUUCUUGUUUUCAUUAUGUGUUUUGCGUUUUUACCUUGUGUUUUUAUAAUGUGAACCACCCUGAGAUCUGCUGAUGAACAGCGCUGCACACAUUUAAUAACUAAUAAUAAAAUAAUGAAUAAAAUAAUGCAGGUGCCAGGCAAACCUUUCUGGGGAGCACAUUCCACAACCAAAGUGCCACCACAAAGAAGACCCUUUCCUGUGUCACCACCGGCCUCUCUCUCUCUCUCUCUCUCUGUGUGUGUGUGUGUGCAUGUGUGUAAUUUGUUAAAUUUAUUAAAUUUUCUGUUUUACAGUUUAAAAUACUCAUUUUACAUCCUUAAGAUAUCAAUGACUUCCCUUCUCUUUCCAUGGUUCAUUUUACAUAUCAUAAAUCCCUGCAUAUUUUACAAAAACUAUACCAUUCAGUAUUCCAUUAUUGCAUCCAUCAAAACUUAUUUACACUGUUGAACUUAUCUUAAUGCCGCCAGCGUUUUCAGCUGUGCACAAUUAUUUCCCAUAUAUUCAAUAAACAUUUUCCAAUUUUCUCUAAACGUAUGUUCUUCUUGUUCUCUUAUUCUAUGUGUUAAGUCUGCAAGUUGUGCAUAUUGUGUCAAUUUAAGUUGCCAUUCUUCUUUGGCUGGGACCUCACUCAUUUUCCAUUUUGGGGCUAACAAAACAUGGGCCGCAGUUGUAGCACACAUAAAUAACCUUUUCUGACACCUGGGAAUUUCAGUCUGAAUUAUCCCCAAAAGAAAGGACUCUGGGUUUUUUUGGGAAAGUACUUUUAAAUGUGCUUAACUUUUGGCUGGAUUGCGACCCUUGUUUUCAGGGCUUGCUUUCCUUGGUUUCCUGCCUCAGUGUACUGGUUGCUAAGUUCCUGCUCCUGCAAGAAGUGACCUCAGCCUCCUUUCUCCUGCCUUACGCACUUUCCCAUUGUUUCUGCCACUCUGCCUUAAAGCAAAAACUUUCCCAUGUAUGGUGAUUAUCAGAGAUCAGUUCCCACUGGAAGAUAUAAAAUUGCAGCUAAGUCCAGCCAUUCUUUCGUAGGUGCGAGCUCUCUCCACGCCGACAGAAAGCCACCCAGUUUCAAUGCAAAUCUGCCUACAGCAGCCGAGUGGAAAGGUCUCCUGACCUUUCUGAAUUGCCUGCAUGGCGCUGGUGGCAUUGUGUGGAAACGUUACAUUUUGUGUUGUUGUCUGCUGGCCUACUUCUCGGGAGAGAGAGGGAUAUUUAUAUCAGCACAAUGUUGUUUAUCAAGAGAGCUCAUUCGCAACCUGCGUGCCAGCACAGUUCUAUGUGCAACAAGAUGGGAGGCCCCUCAGCAAACAGCAUUUUGCAACAUUGCACAGGCAAAGGGCAGCCUUUUUCAUGUUUGCAAAAAUGCCAAAGCAUAGUGUCUGCCAACUGUUAGUUUCAAGAAGGUGAGCUCUGGGACCAGGUCACAGCACAGUCUUCACCAACUCCAGGUGUUGUUGAACUACAACUCCCAUCAUUCUUGAUCAUUAAACCAUGGUGGCUGGGGCUGAUGGGAGUUGGAGUCCAGAACAUCUGAAGGGCACCAGGUUUUGAAAGGCUGACCUGUGGAUAGAAGAGGAGAGGAGGAGUUUGGAUUUGAUAUCCUGCUUUAUCACUACCCUAAGGAGUCUCAAAGCGGCUAACAUUCUCCUUUCCCUUCCUCCCCCACAACAAACACUCUGUGAGGUGAGUGGGUCUGAGAGACUUCAGAGAAGUGUGACUGGCCCAAGGUCACCCAGCAGCUGCAUGUGGAGGAGCGGAGACGCGAACCCAGUUCACCAGAUUAUGAGUCUACCUCUCUUAACCACUACACCACCCUGGUGCAGGGUAACCGGAAGCAAACCAGGACAGGGGUUUUAUGACUUUAACAGUACAUUUGAAGAGAGGAUUUUUUGCCACAACACACGGGAGACAGAAACCAGAGGAGGAAGCAUUUGGUUAGCAGGAUGAUGCACUGAUUGGAAAAGCUCCCCCUGUGAAAUUCUGCCUGCUGUGCACUCAUGAAAGGCACAUAGAGGAGGGAAUGUGGACCACUGGUACCAAAAUGUAGGAGAAACCGACCUAUUAGAAAAGAUAACAGACACAUUUAAACUAGCAAGGGGACAAGCAAAGGAGGAUGCCUUCAGCCCCGUAUGGCUCGCCUUUAUUACGAAUACAGCACAACAACACAAUAACCUACUCCCCCACCCCAGCAUAUGACUCAGUAUGGUUAAUCUGACUCGACCAUCUCCCCCCUGCUCCACAUUCAAGCAAACCAACCAAGCCGAAUGGACCCUCCAAUCUCUCGCAUUCCAACAAAUAUAUAUAUAUAAUCUCCAACCCUGUGAUGCUGUCACACAAACCCUGCACAAGCACUGCGCAAUAGAAUGAAAGAUCAAUACCCCCAUCACUCUCCCCCCUCCUCUUUCUCCCCCCCCAAUUAUAAUAAUGCCUAUGAAAACAAUGUCUCAUACCAAAUGUAAAGAAAUUGUGAACGAGAAUCUAUGAAUUGAAAGUGAAGAUGCUAUAUGUACUUUCUUUUGUUUGUUGCACCAUACGAUCUUUAAUAAAAACUGUUAUGUUUGCCUGAUAUAGAGACCAAUGGUAGCUGUUCUCACAAUUCCUGCCUGCAUUUCCCUCUUCUCCCCUAGGAACUGGUGCUCGUUUCCGCAGUCCCGCCUGGUCACGUAUAUUGCUGUUUGCAAGACGGAGAAAUAUGUAAUUAAGUCUCAGCAACCAUGUCCAAAUGGGACUCCAGAUUGCCAGAAGAUCAUGUAAGGGUGACAGCCUCUUUAAGGGGGUUUCAUGAUAACUUUAAGGCCUUGCCUGCACUAUGCAUAUCCUGGAAUUGGGAGACCCCUGUUCCCCUCACAUUGCUAUAGUGCCCAGGUUAUUUGUUUCUAGAGAUGACGAGAGGGCAGAGAAAGGGCAGGUUGCAAGCUGGAUGUGAUUCUUAGCCCAAGCCACUUGCACUUGCCUUAUAUGUGCAGAGGCUGCCAGGAUGCUCCUAGAAAAAUAUCCCAACACUCCUAUGAGUCGUAAAGAGAUCGUUCAAGUUAUCUAGAAAGAAGGAUGGAAAGAGAUCAGAAGUGGGGCCUCUCCUCUUGCGUGCAUUCCUGAAUGUUAUGCUUUGCUGCAUGCCAGCUCCCACAAGGAUGAGGCAUUUUCUACCAGGUUUCUCAUGGAAGUCCCCUUCCCCCUAUAGGCUAGGUUGGUGUCAUGGACUGGUUGGAUGCAGAGGAAUGGCGGGAGGAACCAGCUGGGGAACUACCAAAGGAAGGAUCAGAGCCUGAGGAGGAGUGGUGGGACAAUGAUGAGGGGUCAGAGGGAGAAGAGAAGACUGGGAAGAGGUGUCGGAAGCUGGAGGGGCAACAGGGCUUAGCGAGCUGGGAGAGACUGUGGCAGAGAGAAGUCGAGAAUCGCAAGUAGAAGCUGGCGCAGGUGAGGUGGAGGAGGGGAGGCUAAGAGGGAGUGAUGAGUCACGGGUGUCUCCCCCUCCUGCUGUGACAAGCUCCCCUCCUCCCAUCUCCCAGAACCAGAAGAGGGCUGAAAUGAUCAGAGCAGCAGCAGAUUGCAGGCAGGCGCAGUCUCCAACUGCUUUGGGAAAGCCCUGGAGAAGAGGGGACUUAGAUGGCUAUGGGAAGGCAGGGCGUUUCAGUCUCAGCAACUGUUUACACGGAAGAAGACCAACAGGGACUGAAUCGCAGUGCUGAUUAGGCCUGAUGCUCAGCUAAGUCAGUAGUGAUUGUGUUUUUGCUAAUAAAGCGUUAAAUUCUGAAUUGCGGGUGAUUUACCAACUGGUAUGCUCUGUGACAGUUGGCAUAUUUCUCUAUUAAAAAGCCAGGGUAUCAGUAUACCCAAUUGCAUCAUCUGAAAUUUUGUUUGCCUGCUAUCUCUCAAGUGUUUGCUUUCCUACCUCUAGGUACAGAGCAGCUUUGAAGCCCGUUUACCAGGUUAAACAAAAAGUCAAGAACAUUUUGCAUUGGAAGUGCUGCCCGGGCUACUUUGGCAGGAACUGUGAACAUCACGGUAAGCAAAGCCCUAAGGUGAAUAAAUGUUAAGGCUGUACACAGCUGUAGGGAUAUCCCAUAAAAUAUACCGGGGCACUUUAUAGGAUGCAUCUAGUUUGUGCUGGGCCUGCGCUAGGCUUGUUCAGUCGACCUGGGAUGCGGGUGGCGCUGUGGUCUAAACCGCUGAGCCUCUUGGGCUUGCCGAUCCGAAGGUUGGCGGUUCAAAUCCCUGCAACAGGGUGAGCUCCUGUUGCUCUGCCCCAGCUCAUGCCAACCUAGCAAUUCAAAAGAACACUAGUCCAUGUAGACAAAUAGGUACCACUGUGGCGGGAAGGUAAAUGGCGUUUCUGUGUGCUCUGGCUUCCAUCACGGUGUCCCGUUGCGCCAGAAGCGGUUUAAUCAUGCUGGCCACAUGACCCGGAAAAGCUGUCUGUGGACAAAUGCUGGCUCCCUCGGCCUGAAAGUGAGAUGAGCGCCACAGCCCCAUAGUCACCUUUGACUGGACCCCUGGACGGUUUUUACCUUUUUUAUCCCAAGGCCCCUUGGGUCACCCCCCUUGCAAUGUGGAAGUCACUGCAGUGCAGUCUGCUCCUUGCUACGCUGCAAAGGUAACAGCAGUGAGUCUUGUGCAGAUGGGAGAAGGAAAGGGAUGGGCAGAGAAUCAUAAAAUUGGAAGGGACCCCAAGGGUCAUCUAGUCCAACCCCCUGCAAUGCAGGAAUCUCAACUAGAUCAUCCAUGACCAGUGGCCAUCCAGUCUCUGCUUAAAGACCUCCGGGGAAGGAGAGUCUGCUACUUCCCAAAGGAGUCUGUUCCACUGUCAAACAGCUCUUACCACCAAAAAGUUCUUCCUAACGCUUAGUCACAAUCUCCUUUCUUGUAACUCGAUGCCAUUGGUUCGAGUCCUACCCUCCAGGGCUGGAGAAAGCAAGCUUGCUCCAUGUUCCGUGUGGCAGCUCUUUAGAUAUUUGAAGAUGGCUGUCAUAUCUCCUCUCAGUCUCCUCUUUACCAGGCUAGUAUUACCCAUUUUGGUUUUUCCCAUUUCCCAUUUCUCACAUUCAGUUUUGUUGGUGGUGGUGGUGUUGAGAAAAAUCAUAAAAAUUAUCAGCAUUUAGUGCAAAUUUCUCCUAAUAAACACAUUUUAUGCAGUGUUGACUAAUAUACAUGUUUUCAAGCAGUUACUCCUGAUAGAACGCGUAUUUUUAUGUGAUUUUCCCACAAAAAAUGUGCAUUUUCAUAAACACUUUUCCUGGAUACACAUCUUUUUGCAUUUUUGUCUUCUUCUGGUAGAGUAGGGGGAUGAGAUUGGCAGAGGUUGGAGAAGUUGGCAAAGUUCCUAUUUUUAUUUUUAUUUUAUUGCAUUGACCUUAGCCUAUGUACUUUGGUCUCAUUCUGCCCCAACUGCUGCAAUAUGGGGAUAAUUGGCCUAACUUACAUGGCUGUCGUAAGGAUUCUCAGAAUGACUGUGAAGUGCUCUGAAUACUCAUAAAGUACUAUACCCAUGGUAAUUAUGUUUAUUUAUAUAUUAGGUGCUAUAAUUCUAAUUCACCAGCAUGUCUGGAAGCAAGAGAUUAAUGUUAGGGAUGCUUUAUGAAUCCAGACUCUACCUAAAUGAAAAUACCCUCCCCCACAGUGCUGAACUGCAAAAAGAGAAUCACUGACUUGGCAAACUUAAUUUGCAGAUCCUAAUUUUCUUCCGGUGUCCACCAAUCAGCCGGAAAGCUGGGAGGAAGAACAAGAAGAGUUCUCCAGCCAGAGUAUGUUUUAAUUCAAUAUAUUGUUUCACCAUUAGAAUAAUGCAUCCCUUAAACCAUUUAUCCGUCUGCAUGACAUUUCUUCAUAGGAUAGAAUAUUUUUGCAAUGUAUGGUGUUGGUCUAUUCAAGCAAAGCAUAGCUACCUGAAUAUUAUUAUUAUUAUUAUUAUUAUUAUUAAUACUUAGAAGUUAACUUCACUGAGUUCAGUCAGACUUACUCCCAGGUAAGUAAGCAUAGGGUUGCAGCCUAACAGAGCUUUGCAAAUGGAUGAGAAACUAAUGGCCCAAAUCUUCCUUAAGUUACAGUCAUACCUCUUGUUACGUUAGGUUCAGGUUACGUUCUUUCAGAAUACGUACCGCGGCGACCCGGAAGUAACUGAACGGGUUACUUCUGGGUUUCACCGCUUGCGCAUGCGCAGACGCUCAAAAUGAUGUCACGUGCAUGCGCAGAAGCGGCGAAUCACAUUCCACGCACACGCAGGCGCGGGUUGCGUUCUGCUCAGGUUGCGAACGCAACUCCGGAACGGAUCCCAUUUGCAACCAGAGGUACCACUGUACUUGAACAACGGGUGUUGUAAUGGUUCUCCCUGACAUUUCUCCUGGGUCUAUAGGGCUGGGGGUGGAGUGGGGGGCAGAGUGGAGCAGGCAGCUGUUAGCUGUGUGCAGGGGUGCUCUGCAGUGUUUUCUAAUGCUUUCCUCCAAGUAAUGCUACCUUCCAGGCUGAGGUAUGUUGUAAAUGGUUUCAUUUGUUCCUGCCCUUUGUUGUUGGGAUCAGGAGAUAUCGCAGAAGCCCAAGAAAGCCACGAAGCCCUGCUGGAAGAUCUGCAGAACGAUAUUCACCAGGCCACGAGCAACUUGGGAGUCUUACAGAAGGUGCUUCAUUAUAACGGCAGCAGCACAAGGCGAGCAGCGAGCCACAACCAAUCAGGUGAGAGCACAGCCACAAAAGGGUGGGUAGAGUUGGGUGCACAAGUCAUUGACGGGCAGGACUCUUGACAAACUGGAGUGUGACUUAAUGAGGGCACGUUGGGGAUCUGGAAGCCCAGCCCUAUUGCAGAAUGGUUGGAAAUGGUGUGCAUUUAGCUUGGAGAAGUUUAAGAGGAGGCAUUUGUAUUUGCAAGUUUUGACACACCACUUGCGCUCAUAGUCCUGGCUCCAGCCCAGAACCAGAUAACGGGUGUGUUUACUUGUACGUAAAGAAGUAUACUUUAAGUAGAGCAGCCUAAAUGUACGAACUCAGCAGCUGGAAAAAGAGCAGGAUAUAGUCAAGAUGUUAUUGCAAGACAAAGGAGCUGCAACAAUAAAUCCGGUCUGAGAGCAAGCGCCAAGGUUCGGGAGUCUGAGAAUAGCAGCAAGGGUUCAAAGACUGCACAGGAGCUGUGAAGUCGUUCCAGCAAGUUUUGCACCUUGCAACUUGCCACAUAGUCUCUUCCUCCCCUUCUGAAUCCUUGUCCUUAAGUGCCUUCCACUCCUGGUCUGAAUCGAGGGUGCUCAGAGGGAACCAUGACACAAAAUUACUGGCCGUAAAAAUCUGCUUCAAAAUCUCCUUCCCCAGCUCAGUCAUCAAGCUCACUGUCUGAGCUUGGCUCAGCCCGUUUUUAUGGGUUACUGUGAUGAUAAAAUGGGUGUUUGGGUGUGUCGAGCACUCAAGUCACUCUGAGCUCACUGAAGGAAGGGUGGCAAUUAAUUGUAUUACAUAAUAAUUCAUGUGCUGCUUGUCCUGCCCUAAGUAUAUUUGCUGGGGGAGUGCUUGAGCUGGCCUGAGCAUUCAAGAUUGGAUGAGCUAUGAUUCCAUCAUCGGCAUCUAAUGAUUAUUAUUACUUGUAUUUAUGAGUCACGUUUUUCACAAAAAAGUGGCCCAAAGUGAUGUACAAAAUAGUAUAAGCGUUAAAACCAAUUAUAAGAAACCAGAACAGAAUAAAAACCUAGAAUCACAUACGUCCCAUCCAAGUAAGAGGCCACAGAUAUCUAAAACCCUCCAACUUAGGGGCUGAGGGCCUGGUUUAAAAGAAAUGUUUUGCCUGGUGGCUGAAACUAAAGAUGGCACCCUGUGUGCUUCCCUUGGGAGAGCAUUCCACAAGCAAGGAGCCACCACUGAAAAGGCCUGUUCUUGUGCCUCCUCCCUCAGACGAGGCAUGGGCAGAAGGGUCUCAGAUAUUGACCACAGAAUCUGAUAUGGUUCAUGUAGGGAGAGGUGGCCCUUGAGCUAUUGGGGUUCCUGAGUGGCAUAUGGUUUUAUAGGUCCAAACCAGCACUUUUGAGUUGCCUUGGGCUAAUUGGUACCCAAUGCAGUUGUGCCACAAUAAAGUGUUAUCUUCUUGCACUGUCUUGCUCCAGCCAGCAGUGUGGCCAUUGAAUUCUGCACCAGCUGCAGUUUCCGAAUUGACGUCAAAGGCAGGCACACAAUUCUAAAGGAAUAACUGCCCAUGUUACCUUAUAUUGUUUUUAUUUGUAUUUCAGAAGUACAGGAGCAAUUCCUCCAGCAAACACUCUUUCCCCAUGUGCAGAGUUUCUUGAAGGAGCAUUUCGACCCAGUCUGGGCAAGCUUCAAUAAAAGUCUACAGGAUCUUUCUGCUGCCGUGAAAAAUCUCUCAAAGAAUGUCGAGGCCAAUCGGAAAAGUAUAGAGAGGUUCCAAGAAAGCACCGUGCCCAAGAAAGAUUUUCAAGAGUUGGGAACGAAGUUUGAAUCCAAGGUUCAAGCCAACAUUUUGAGAGUGGACCAUGUGAAGAGAGAAAUAGAGAGUCAUUUACACUCGCAGCAGGCAGCCUUACACUACAAUCUCACCAUGAUCAAAGCAGACACUGAUCUGAAGCUCAAGAGACACCAAAAGACACAACACUUCUAUUUGUCAGCCUUAAACAGCAGCCUGACAGACAUGAGGCAGCAGCAAAACAAGCUUGAAGAUGAGCUCAAGACUCUGAAUAGAAAUUUAGCAGUAUACCCAAUACAAUUUGGCAGCCAAAACGAAGCAUUUGUUGAGAGGGACAUUCAGAUCCUCAAUGAGACCCUGGCAGCGCAUGCACAGCUGCUGACCAAAAUUUUUGAUGAGUCUGAUGAGGACUACACAGAACUAACCGAUUCCAUUGCGAGCUUGAAAGCCACCUUGAAGCACGACCUGGAGGAGUUCAGAGUUGAUUUAAUAGAGAAGAGUCUUAUAAUAGAGGAAUACAGGGAUGAUCUGGAAAGGAAGAUUCUUGUUCUCAACAACACUCUGUCCAAUAUUGAAGACAGCCACUGGGAUUUAGAGAGGUCUCUGAAAGAAUGUCAUUGCGAAACACCAUCUUCACAUGUUGUUACAGAGGAUCUAGUGAACAUCACUCAGGUCAACAGAGAAGAAAUAAAGCAACUUGAGGCACGCUUAAAGGAUCUUAAUGCAGCUUUCCCUAUUAUACAUCAAGUUCUAGAAAGCCAACAGAAGCAGAGUCAAAAGCUGGAAGGUGGCAUGUCCCUCCUCAAUUCUCAUGCAGAAAAGCUGUCUGACAAUAUUGGCAUCCUGGAAAAAAAUGAUGAGAAGAUGCACGGGCAUAUCAAAUAUCUCAACAGCUCUUUUAACUCUUUGUUGUUUGAUGCAAUGAGACAUGAGCUAGCACUAAAGGCCUUGCUGGGAGAAGAAAACAUGGAGAUCUUGUUGGAAGAGGACUCAAGUCCUGUAGAAUUAUCCAUAGAGCAGCUUCAAAAGACUAUCAGGCUAAUCUCUGACGAACUCAAGGAGCAAAAUUAUACACUGGAAUAUCUUAUGAAGACAAUUCACUCUUUGGAGAUGAUGGACCAUGGAGACAACCCCAAUGUCCAUAUAUCUCUUAAGCAUCCUAUGUUGGAAAGGAAAACAGAGGACACAGCGCAGGAGGUUACCACCCAACGCAGUGGAGUGGAACACAUGGAGCCAAACCAUGAAGCUGCCAUGGAGGAUGCUCUGGAUGACCCAGCAUAUCACGAUAUCAUGACUCUGAAGAAAGAGAUUGGGCACCUCAGCAGGGAGAUGCAUAAAUAUAAGUUGCAGAGGGAUGGUGCUGAUUUCUGCUGUAAUUACACCAUAGCCAGCCUAGUGGAACCACUCAGUGGCUCAGUGGAGAAUUUGAGGGAAGACCUUGCGUCAGCCCAGCAAAUCCUUGAAGAGCACCUGCAGAUCUUUCAAAAGCUGUUUGGAAGCAACAAGGAAUUAGCCGCUGCAAAUGUAAGCUUGGAUGUCACAAAGAUUCAGUCGCUGGUGGGCAGGAGGAUGAGGAAGCAGCUUCAAGAGGGGCAAAAAAUGAGAGACAAGAAAGAAGCCAGCAGUCGUAGGGAAGGUACCUUAAACGGAAGAAACAAGAUACAUGCAGAGAUCCUGGAGGCAGGUACGUUUCUUCCAUCAACCGCCUAUAAUAACCUCAUCAUGAUCUACCCACUUGAGGCUCUCUAGAUGUUUUGGACAUCAGGCCCAACCAGCUUGGGGAAGUUUAUUAUAUUUCAAAUAUUUCUUAACUACCCUCCAUCAAUAUGUUCCAGGGUGAUGCAAAAUAAGUGUAAAUAUUUCAUUGACAGUGGUACCUAGGUUGCUGAACGGCUUGGCUCCCAAGCAAAUCGGCUCCCAAACGCCGCAAACCUGGAAGGAAGUGUUCUGGUUUGCAAACAUUUUUUGGAAGCCGAACUUCCAAUUGAGUGCAGGAAGCUCCUGCAGCCAAUCAGAAGCUGCGUCUUGGUUUUUGAAUGGUUCUGGGAGUUGGACUCCUGGAAUGGAUUAAGUUCAACAACCAAGGUCCCACUGUACUUAUAAAAGUAUUUAUAUACUGCCCUCUCACAAAACAUCAGGGUGGUGCAGAAAGGAAGUCUCCAAGAGAUGCCUGCCGAAUCUCUGCUGGGUGUUCUACAGCAUGGGAAGCCCUGGUUAGAAAAGAACUAGUUCACACCCAUGAACAGCUGCUGCCAGUCAAGAGUAGGCAGUUGUGGGCUUGGCCAUGGGCAGGGAGCCCUGGGACCCUCCAUAUGCAGCUGAACUCCAGCUCCCAUCAGCCCCAGCCAGCAUGGCCAAUGGUCAGGAAUGAUGAGAGUUGGAGUCUAGCAACAUACUAGGCCAAAGAUUCCCCCAUCCCUGGCAGACAAAUAACCUGACCUAGCAUAAGGCAACUUCUUAAAUUUCAAUUGCAUUAAAGCAUAUGAUAUUGUUGUUGAUUAUGAUGAUAAUACCCCACCCAUCUGGCUGAGUUGCCCCAGCCACUUUGGGCAGCUUCAUGUCCACAGGAACUUCUAGAUCUAUUUCAUAUUUCCUCUCGGCAAACUCCACUCUUAUUCUGAACUAUUGAUCAGGAAGCUUCUGGACUCCACCAAGCCAGUCCUGUCAAUAAGUGCAGAAGAGAACAUUUAGUCCGCUACACUCUGAAUUUUGACGGAACACAUCCUAACAAAGGUACAAGAGCCAUUAUGAUGCCAGCACUUUCUGAAGCUUAGCAUCAAAUGAGCAUUUUCAGUUUAAACCAGAGUUUGAUUGGAGCGUGGAAAGUAGGUAAUCCAUUGCACAGAAAGAAAAUAAGUAUUUAAAAGUUGUUGAAAUUCCCUCUUCUAUAGGAGUGCCACUUUUGCCAUGCCAUAUGCUGGCAAAACUCUGUGAUAAAAUUCAGUGAGAUUUAUAAAUGGCUUACAGGGGUGGGUUUGCAUGGAACAAAAGGGCACAUAAGAUAUUGUAAGUUUCACAGAUGGGGGCAAGGAUAAUACUGAGUAUUUUAAAGUCUUAUCCUAUCCAAACGAACCUUAGUUUCCACUUGAAUUGUUUUUCCUGAAAGGGCGGCACGGGUGCCGUGAGACGGCCAAUUAUGUAAAACAGUGAACAACAUAACUCAGGGAGUUUGUGCUAAAGAGGCACAGAACUCAACAGUGGUUUCUUGAAUUAGUUUGCUCGUUGAAUUACAGUGUAGCUCCAUCUCCUGGCAGAACAGUGCUUUUGUUCUGUUUUCUCUGAGCUGUAGUCUAGAAAGGUGUGUUUCAACAUUUUGACAACUGGGAAAACCCAUGCAAAUUUCCAGAGCCAACCUGCAGAUUUGGUAUGAUGGUCUCGCCACCCCAUUGCCCCCCCCAACAUCCCCUCCCUUCUCUUUACCUAGUAGUAGCUAUAACAAAUGCACACUAAGAGCCCCCCCUCCCCAAAUAAUUAUCCUGUCAUAGUUGCCAACAGUGUGCCUUGGAAUAUGUAGUUUUUCCCUUUACAGAAGCCCUUAGAGCAACUACCGCUCCCGUAAGCCCAAACACCUAGUCACGGAGGGAAAGAAAAAUACCUCUUGCCACCCCAAACAUUCCCCUCUUGCCUCAUCCGAGUACCUGGCAAAGGGGGAAUGUGGGGCAGGGGUGGCUUUGUAAUGUGAGGCAGCGGCAGUGACAAAUCCAGGGAUUCUGCAGCUGUACUCAAUAUCCAAGCAGGGAAGAAUUUUGGGAAAUGGAAGACCUACCUCGUUUUUGAGAUGGAAGCUCACCUCAGCGCCUGGCCUGGGAGACACUUGAAAGCAUCUUGCCCGGUAAACUGGAAAUGUUCUGGGACUCUGGAUAACUGUAUGCACUGUAUGUAAACUCUCCCUCUCCCCCAUCUAGGUACAUAUGUGGCCUUUUAUGUGAGGUAUUCGGAAGCCAGAGGAGAGCUGAGCCUCAACGGAACAUAUCUUAAUUACGGAGGGGGUUAUUUCCCUGAACACGGCUACUUCAAGUCUCCUCAUACUGGGGUUUACCUUGUUGCCAUCAGCGUGGAGCUUGCACCAGGACCUGCCUUGGGGCAACUGGUCUUCAGCAACCGGCAAAGAAUGACGCUCAUUGACACCAAAAAGAGAAAGGCAAGUGGAGGCUCUCUGGCUACUUUUGCACUUGUGGAGCUCAAGAAGGGUGAGCUCAUGUGGUUUGAACUGGUGCAGGGCACUGGAGCGAAGCAGAACCCAGCUGGAUUAAGCAUGGCUGGAUUUCUGAUAUUCAAAACUUGAAAAAUAAAAGGUCCCAAAGUCAUAAAUGAUACUUUGCUAUACACACACGGCUAACCUGUACUAGCCCAAAGACGGCGAGUUUUGCUGUGUGCACUUUUAAAUGUAGUCCCAGCCCUUGAUUCGCCUCAGUGCUGCUUCCUAGAAAUAGUUCAGUCGUUGCUUAGCGGUGUCACAAAUGAGGAAGAAAUGGAGUUUGUAUGUUGCAAAGGCUUUGUGAAAGGCAUUAGAGCAAGGAUGGGUCACUUGUGGCCUUCAGCUGCUGCUGGAUUCCCAACUCUUCUUGGCCCUAGCCAUGAUCAGUCAGGGAUUAUGGGAAAUAUCAGGAAGCCCCAGGUUUUCCCCGCUCCAUCCCUUUGAUACUUUAUCAUGCAUUUGAUUCUAUUCUUCCUCAGACUAAAAAUGCUCCCCUUGUCUUAUUUAUAAGAACAUUGUUCAUUUUUCACCGGAUAUAAGUUUCCAGUGGAAAAUCAUUCAUUUCAAGAUUUAUUUUUUUAUAUAAAAAAAAUCCAGGACAGGCCCUCCUACAUUAAAAAAAAAACUGGCAUGGUGCCAUUCUCUGUCAUGCUAGCGAUAUCAGAAAACACACAGGAGGGACUUUCAGAUGAACAAAAUGAGGCAUUUCUAUUCCUAAAGUGUUAUGAAAUUAUGGUGUCUAUACUUACGAGGACUGUAUCACUUUGCGUACAUUCUCAAUAAAUACUCUUUGUUUUGUACACCUGGCUGUAGUUUUGCUUUGCACAUUUUAAUAGUUCAAGUGCAGGAAUCAUAAAACUUCCACUGAUAAGCAUUUAACCCAGUUUCAUGUAGAUGUGCAAAUACUGGACAUCAAAUGAUUAUUUCAAGGCCAAAUUAUUGUGAAUAAAACUCCUCAUAUGCAUGAUUCCAGCUAACUGUGAAUAUACAUUAUCUGUAUGUACUUUGAUAAAACUAAACUAUGUGUGUGGUUUGUUUUAUAAAUGCUACAGAAAAAGGUUCAGCAGACAGGGGAAUCCUAA
Podarcis lilfordi (Lilford's wall lizard) is the source of this 24177-nucleotide messenger RNA. Lineage: Eukaryota; Metazoa; Chordata; Lepidosauria; Squamata; Lacertidae. The record is from the annotation of a GenBank genome assembly.